CGUCAGUCGUCGUCGUCGUCGUCACAUCAACAUCACCGUCCAACGUUGUUCGGUUCAGUGUUUUGAGCGCGUUCUUCGAUAACGGUCACAUUCGAAUCGAGUUGCCGCCGCGUGCCUAGUCCGGACAUUUGGUAUUGUUCCCGUGCCGUAACAUUACCCACCGCAACAUAUCGCGUGCAGCAAUCCAAUCACGUUAGGUUCCUUUCCGACAUCAACCUUCUGUGAUUUAAACAUGAACAUAGAAAUUUCCCGCCUUACCAUGGCCAGCAACGAUCAGGGUGGAACCGAUCAAACCGAUCGAGGUCUCCGGAAGGAAUACUUUGGCAAUGGCGGAGGAUUCGGACGGUUUCUACCUCCAGUAUUCAAACUGCUUGAGUUGGCAGUCGCCAUUAUCUGCAUCGGGCUCAUCGACGACCCAGCCAAUAAUUCCCGACUUCGACCGUUCGCCACGACACGCACCAUCGCACUUGCUUACUCGACCUUCGUGCCGUUCUUGAUGUUUUCGGUGAUUUACCUGUUCGGCAAAGUCAUCAGAGAGAACAUUCCGUGGAAGCUCCAGUCGCUGCUGAAUCUGACGGCAUUCAUUCUGUACCUGGCGACCGCUAUUUGCAUCCUGCAUGACUGGUCGGAAACGAAAAACCGAAACUACUGGCCACCCAACACACAACGAAUGGAUUUCCUUUGCGGUGCCGGAUCAGUCGCCGUCGUUGGAGCUGUGCUGUACCUGCUGGAUCUGAUUGUUACGACGAGGUUGGGCGCCAAGGGCGAAAUCGAAUAAUCAAGGCGAAGAUGCGUAAUUUUUCUUAGCUGUAAAUAACAAACUUCUGUCAGUGGUUGAGCUUGUCUAGCCUCAACGAUUAGUUUACACAAAACACGGUAUUCCCUCCAAUCGCAGCAGAGCCUACCACAGCAUCUCGUAUACCGGGGACAUGUAAAUUUACGGACCAAAAACUAGAUCAUAAGGUUACACAGAUCAUACUUUAAUGUUUAAAGAUUUAUUUUUAAAUUAUUUUUACGACUACCUACCUACGUUCAUAUUUUACUAAUGCAUCUGUCCGAAGUGUUUUACAUCGAAUGAACCACGAUCGAAAAAUAAAAGAAACAAACAUUACAUUCCAAUCUCAACAGAUCGUGGAGCUGACUAUGUUUUCAAGGAACGGAAGCCAUACAUUUUAUUUAGCUUUAGAAUGAAUGUACAAAUUACGCUCUUCGUGUAUGGAAUCUUUGUCAUUUGCCAGCCAUUUUAACAAAUACACAUUUUAAUAAAGCGAUA
This is a messenger RNA of Aedes albopictus (Asian tiger mosquito), 1273 nucleotides long. RefSeq lists its product as uncharacterized. Gene Ontology annotation, cellular component: plasma membrane. NCBI's taxonomy places the organism in Eukaryota, Metazoa, Arthropoda, Insecta, Diptera, Culicidae. The record is from RefSeq and is a predicted model, not a curated record. The coding region runs from base 233 to 778 and encodes 181 amino acids. Gene Ontology annotation, biological process: septate junction assembly. The transcript is spliced from 6 exons.